Molecule: messenger RNA, 5177 nt
Organism: Vanrija pseudolonga
Lineage: Eukaryota; Fungi; Basidiomycota; Tremellomycetes; Trichosporonales; Trichosporonaceae
Gene: ATG4
Product: Cysteine protease ATG4
Exons: 10
Coding region: 312-5054 (1580 amino acids)
Molecular function (GO): protein-phosphatidylethanolamide deconjugating activity
Source: RefSeq, a predicted model, not a curated record
GCAUUCAAUCCAAUCUCGUGUCUAAUUAUCCUUCCAACUCCUUCAAGGCCCCUGUUAAACACACUCAGCACUGCACAAAGCUACUCCUUCAGCUUUGCCUACCGUGCCUUGUUCUCCCCGCCCGCCGCUGGCGCCGAAACACAACACACCCACAACCAGCCAGCCUGUUUGACGCGUCGCCGCUCGGACCUGGGGCAGGUGUGUAUCUUCGCAUCAACACUGUCGCCGCCGCCGUUGUGGAUAACCUAGGCUGCGCAGCCGGUUGCUAGCAACCAGUCGCGUGUAGCUCUUGCCAGAGCAUCCUCACCAUCAUGGGCACCACGGGUCACCAGCCAGUGCAGGCGCCCGAGCUCGUCUCGACCGAGCUUCCCCUCGGCCCUGGGGACCAGUUGGCGCACCCGCAGCCGCCAUCAACGUCGCAGCCCAUCGCAACGACGUCCUCGGGCCACCCUCCAAAGGGAAGAAAGUUUCGCGCCUUCCUCCCCACCAAGAAUCGCGGUAGCGGGCGCAGCACCCCUACGCCCACACUCGACGAGGAAGAGGACGACGAGUGGCUCCUCGAAGGCACGUCGAGUAACGGCCAUGUGAACGCGGGCGUGUCUGUGGGUCGCGAGGCCUCUACUCUUGGGCGAUCGGUCGAUGCCCUCUCCCUGGGCGACUCGGACAAUACGGGCUCGGCACCCAUUGACCGCACGGAAAAGCGCAUGAGCAAGGGCCGAGCGCUGGCGAAGAAGACUUCUCGUCUCUUUGGCAGGAGCGCAAACGGUCACCACGACGAGCAAUCGGCGUCUUCAGCUGCACAGACGCAGCAGCAGACAUCGAGCAGCACGCUGGGCAUGCCGCCGGGCGCGGGCGUCCGCCAGUCUUCCUUCUCGUCCACGGCCUCGGGUGACAGUGGCCCUAGGUCGGCGAAGCACCACUGGAACAUCUCGCGGACCAACAGCAACGGAAGAGGGUCGCCUCCCCAUCGCGGAUCGCAGGACUCGUCGAGUCAGCAGCCCUCAUCGUGGCACCCCCCACCAGCCUUCCCCCUCCGCCGCACGUCUUCAUCCCAGGACGAUUCGGCGCACGUUCCUCAACCGCAGCCCCGCUCUCGCGAGAGCAGCCACCAUCUCAGCACGUCGGUGCCCUCGAUGAGCCGCAACGGCGGCAGCGCGCCCCCGACGCAUCCAAGACAAGAGGCAUCGCUGCCCGGUCGCGUGACGUCGUGGUGGUCCAACUUAUUGCCAACGGGGGAGCCCAGCGGUUCCCCAGUCCAGCAGGAUGUGUCGCAGCACCCGCCCUCUCCCCUUCGUAAGGGCCCCUCCUCGGCCGCGGCAUCGCUUCUCAAUGCUGCGCGCCAGAAGGCAGUGGGAGGGGUGAGGUAUCUCCUCGACUCGGACGCUCAGCCGGACAAGUGCGAGGAGACCAUGUGGGUCAUGGGCGUGGCUCACCCCGGCUGGACCCCAAGCUUGGACGACCACAACCCGUUCUUCACUGGAGAUCCGACCGGUACACCGCCGUCGUGGACGACCAGGAUCAAGGAAGGAAGCGGCACUCAUCCUUCACCUCCAACGAGCAAGUCGUUUGCCAACUUCUUCUCGCCCUCCAGUGCAAACCUCGUAUCGCAGUUUGACAACCCCCCAUCGACCCCGCCAUCAACGGCCGUGCCCGGCCGGAAUGGCAAGUCAAGCAAGGAGCCGCUCAAAUGGCCGGAACAAUUCUACGACGACUUUAGGUCAAGAGUGUGGUGCACCUACCGGUCACAAUAUGCCCCGAUUAUCCCGUACCAACCUGGUGCUCUUCUACUGUCGCCCGAAUCUUACUUUGGAGCCUUCUCAAAAGAAGGCUCGACCGCGCCGCCAUCAAUUGCUCCAAAGAACCCGCUCGAGCUCGCCGAACUGGAAGCGUACGCCACUUAUGUGCGCCUCUUGACGUGGUUCUUGGACGACCCUUCGCCCGUCGCCCCGUUCAGUGUUCAUCGCAUGGCCCUGGUCGGUAAGGAGCUCGGCAAGGAAGUCGGCGAGUGGUUCGGUCCAAGCACAGCAGCUGGUGCUCUCAAGACGCUUGCCAACUCGUUCCCUAUGUGUGGCCUGUCCGUGGCCACGGCUGUGGACGGGACAAUCUACAAGUCGGAUGUGUAUGCCGCGUCGCACAUUUCCUCCAAGGGAUGGACUCCAGGCGAGACGACGACAAAACAGCGUCCCACGUCAAUGCACCGCACGUCAUGGGGCGGCAAGCCGGUUCUGAUUCUCAUCGGCCUGCGUCUCGGCGUAGACGGCGUUAACCCAAUCUACUAUGACUCGAUCAAGGCCCUGUUCACUUUUCCCCAGUCGGUCGGCAUCGCAGGUGGGCGCCCGUCAUCCUCGUACUACUUUGUCGCGUCCCAAGGCAACUCGCUCUUCUACCUCGACCCCCAUGUCACUCGAAACGCCAUCCCGCUCAACGUGCCUCCCGUUUCAGUGGCCACAUCGGACCAACCUCGUCCAGCUCCUCCUGCCCACCCGGCGCCACCGACAAGACCUGUCUCCGCUCCCAGACCAGUCCCCAAGGAGGAAACGGCGGACGACUUUGCGAUCGACGACACGCCGGCCCCUGCCUCCACAACACCAACAGUUGACGUCGUCAAUGUCGAUGAGACGCCCACUGUGGAGCCGUCUCCUGCCCCAAAGAAGACGCGUCGUUUCACCGGUCCCCACUCGCUCAAGAUCCGGCCAGGUGCCCUCCGCAGGGAUUCUGACACGCCAGCGUCGCCUACGACACCUACACGGGCCAACAGCCAGCGAGGGUUCCCAGUCUCGCCGUCCCCAGCCCGCCCAUCGCAUCCUCCCCGCUCUCUUGCGAGCUCCACUUCGUCAUUACCGUCCCACUCGCCUCUGCCUGUGGACCCCCAGACGGCAUGGUACGCCAAUGCUUACCCGGACUCCUCCCUUCGCUCCUUCCACUGCGACCGCGUCAAGAAGCUGCCGCUUUCUGGCCUCGACCCGAGCAUGCUUCUCGGCUUCCUCUGUACUUCGGAGGCCGAGUUUGACGACCUAUGCGAUCGCGUCUCCAAGCUCCCUCAAAAGAUCUUCAUUGUUCAGGACGAGCCUCCGGUCUGGAGCGAGGACGAAGGACUCGAGAGUGUGUCGGAGCCGGAUGCCUCUGAGCCCGAGGACAACGACGACGACUCGGAUGACGAAGUGACCGGUGUUCUCUCCCCGGCUAUGCCUCGCGCACAACUCCCUGACGAUCUUGCGGCAGACUCUGCCAACACGACGGUUGAUGACAGCCACGACUUCGACUCGUUUACGUUCGACACGCCCUCUCGCUCGGCGACGCUGAAUGCGUCAAGCUCGCGACACACAACCCCUCAACAAAUCGGCGAAUUUGGAGAGGACCUGUCCAAGGAUCCGCUGCACAACGAUGCCACAGCCCGGCGAGAGCCUGAGCGCGGCGUGCCAGUGUCCGAUGAGCCGGGUCAUAUCGACGACCAUGUCACAAAGGCACAACCACCGCUUCCCACCCAAUCUGUCCUCGACCCAGCCACGCACGAGUUACCACCUCGAGCGAGCUCGAUCAACGCUUUGGCCCGAGCAACCGACAUCCCUGCCCCAGCAGGGGCGGCCAAGGCCGAGCACGAUACAGCCGAUCUGGACCACGAUCUCGAGCACGACACUCCAGACAACACCGCAACCCCCGCCAUGCCACCCAAGGCUGCGAUCGCGCGGCCGCUGUCCCCCACGCCGCCGCCGUUACCGCCCGUCGUGUCGGCCGCGGCGUCGGCCCACACUGAGCAGAACGACAUCCUCGUCAUCCAGGACUUUAUGGACACGAUCGACCAGAUCCCGACCGAGCUCACCCGCGUCCAUAGCGACUUGAACGAGCUGGGUGCUGUUUUGUACUCCACUCUCUGCAACCUCGAGCGCAAGCUCCACCAGCUCAUCGACUGGGUGCAGAGCCCCAGAGUCGGGCCGGAGCAGCGCUUCCAGCUCCUGCAGGAGAUUGCCGAGGAAGCCGCGAGAUACAAGCUCGGCGGCGACGACAAGAUCCGCGUCGCUGGCGGCGCGUGUGAUGGUAUCAUGGCUCACCAGCGUCAUAUCUCCAACCUGCUCAAGCACUCUACGCUGCUGGAAAAGGACCCGCCUUCGCCGUACACCGCGGCGCUUACGCUUCCCCAGCAGCCUGUUGCGGCGGCAACAAGACGCGGCCAGACAAGAGCGACGGGCUCGCCGUUCCCUGGCCGACAUGACGAUCGCGCGACGCCGACCAAGAAGCGCAAGAACCGCAAGGAGGUUGGGCGGGUUGACGACGACGACGCGUCGAGCGUCAACGGGCGUGACGAGAAGAAGAAGGCGCCAGUGAGAAAGAAGAAGACGAACCGCGCAGUGUCGCCAUCAGAGUCGGUCGCGUCGACUGCAGUGUACGGCAAGCCAAGCGAGCCGGUUGCACGGACGGCGCGUCAGAUCGCCGCCGCGGCGGCCAAGGCACGUGCCGCGCAGAAGAAGGACGAGGACUCGGACGAGUCGGGCGACGACGAGCCGCGGCGCGGCGGCAAGGCGAUGCAGGUGUCUGCGUCCAACGACUCGACGGCGGCCGGCGGCGCGCUGGGCAUCGACCUGGGCUCGCGCGAGGGCUCGGCCGGCAAGAGCGGAGGCACGACACCGGCACAGCAGUCUGGCGGGGACAAGCGUGCGCGUGCUGGUGGGCGUGGCACGAAGCGCGCGCGCGGAGACGAGGAGGACGAAGAGGACGACGAGGACCAGGACGAGGAGCCGCCCGCCAAGCGGCCCGGUGCUGCCGCCGCGUCAGCCAAGAAGAGCGCGGCGACGUCGUACGCCGAGUCCACGGUCGCGGAUACCGACAACGGCGCGGGCGAUGCAGAGGUCGACUCGAAGGUGUACUGCACGUGUCGGCAGUUUAGCUACGGCGAGAUGAUUGGGUGUGACGAUGACGAGUGCGAGAUUGAAUGGUACCACGUCGCGUGUCUCAACCUCGACAAGGCGCCAGAGGGCAACUGGAUCUGCCCGCAGUGUCUUGAGCGGCGCAAGCGCAACCCCAAGGCGAAGAAGCCUGCCAAGCCGAAGCGCAAGUAGGCUGGCUGCGAGGCUGGCUGGCCACGCCGGCCGGCAUGGGGACUGUUGUUUGGCGCUCGCAUCAACGAGCUCGACUGUUCGAUUAAGUACUGUUCGAUUACACUGUAUGCAUCACUAGACGUC